AUGUCGCCGCUGCUGCUGCCACUGCUCUUCCUGGGCUUUUCAACGUUCUGCGGUCAGUGCGCCACCAUAUCGAUCUCUCCGGGAGGCACCGCAUUUCAGGAUGCCCUCGAUGAGGUCAACCCUGGUGACGUCAUCGAGAUCGGGCACGGAGAUUACUGGGAAGAUAUCAAAACAACGAUCGAUGGAACGGCCGACAUGCCGAUCACUAUCCGCGGGGCUGGGGGGACGGACGACAGAGACAACGUCGUUCUUCGCGGCGAUGGCACUAGCAGCAGGGUGUUCGAAGUCAAGCACGACUACUACAUCAUCGAGGACUUCACAGUGAACGGAGACGCGGAAGAUGAUCCAGACCGCGGUACGGGUUCCGAUUCCAUCAAGGAAUUGUGGCGCGACAUACUAAUCUACGCCACCGGUAGGAGAUUUCCCAACCAUGGCGUCGUUACUUUGGUGUAA
Messenger RNA from Ectocarpus siliculosus, 453 nucleotides. The record is from the annotation of a GenBank genome assembly. NCBI's taxonomy places the organism in Eukaryota, Phaeophyceae, Ectocarpales, Ectocarpaceae.